CUAUCUAUAUAUAUAUAUAUAUGUACGUUUAUGUGUAUGCAUAUAUAUUCCUUUCUUAGGGUUUCGAAUUCAGAUCACUAGUUCGUUGCUUCUGAUCUCUUUUCAGUUUGAUUCUACAAGAAACCUUGCUAGAUCACGGGCGUAUAUGUAUAUAUAUUUACAUAUAAUCGAAUUUCAUUUGUGUUGUGAAUUUUGAUCUAUACAUAUAUACUUGUAUUUAUAUGCAAGCGUCAGAAUCGAUUCGAAACCCUAAUUUUGAGGUUUUUGUGAAAGAUUUGGGAUUGUAAUUUGGAUCUGAUCUAGAGAGAGAGAAGGAAUUCGAUGGCGGAUCAAGAGGAGGAGGAUUUGAGGAUGGCGAUGAGGAUGAGUAUGCAGCACGAGCCGCCGGAGCCGAAGAGGAGCAAGCCGAGGGAGAACGUCGUCGGAGGCGGAGGUCCGGUGGGGUCGCCGGAGGAGAGUCGGAAGAUGCAGAGGGAGCUGAUGGCGGCCGCGGCGGAGAGGCGGAUGGUGGCCGCGAGGGGCGCUGCGUCGGCGGCUCAGAUGGCGGAGAAGAGUGUUGCUGUUGCGGUGGAAGAGAAAGGGUUGGGUGAUGGAGCUGAGGGGCAGAAGUGUAUGGGUGAUUCUAAGGGGAAGAAUGUGGAAUUGGGGAAAGAACUAUCGCUGGCAGAGGCAAACCAGUUGUUCUUGAUGGUUUUUGGUAGCGCAGUCACCAGGGAUAUUCUUGCACAGUGGAGUAACCAGGGUAUUAGGUUUAGCUCUGAUCCAGAAACAUCUAUGGGCCUAGUGCAGCAUGAAGGUGGGCCUUGUGGUGUAUUAGCAGCCAUACAAGCAUUUGUCCUCAAAUACCUUCUGUUUUUUCCCGAGGAAUUGGGUAAAGCUACAACAAAUAUGCCACAAAAUUUGGGUUCAAGGAGAUCAUCUAAAAGUGAAUGUAUUGCACCGGAUGAUCUUUUUGCUUCUCUUGCUGACGAUAGAAAGUCAAGAGCCUUGGUCAAAAGCAUGGGUGAGAUUUUGUUUCUAUGUGGAAAUAAUAGAAGUGCUGUAAUUGCAACAUUGAGUAUUCUUGACCUUAACAUUGAGGGCGUGGAAGACAGUUUGAAGGAUGAGGUCAUUGUGAAAGCACUUGAAGGCCUUUCAAUUGAAUCAGGUUCUGACUUGCAGAAAUUUUUGAGAGUUAAUACAUACACCUCACAGGCUAGUGCAUUUCAGACACUUGAAGCAAUGAUUCCAGUUUUCCGAAGUCGUAUGGGGGCAAUGCUAUUCCUUAUUUCUGCUUUACUUUCUCGAGGACUGGACUCCGUUCAAGCAGACAGGGAUGACCCAAGUCAAUCUUUAGUCACUGCUCCAUUUGGGCAUGCGUCACAGGAAAUAGUAAACCUACUACUUUGCGGGCAGGCUGUGGCCCACGUGUUUGAUGGAAGAAUGGAUUUAGGUGGUGACAUGUUUUUGAAGGGCAUAUCCACUAAUGUGGAAGUUGGAUUCCUUACCCUUCUAGAAUACCUAAAUUUCUGUAAGGUAGGCCUGUAUCUGAAAUGCCCAAAAUGGCCAAUAUGGGUUAUCGGGAGUGAAUCUCACUAUACAGUUUUAUUUGCUCUCGACACCUCCGUUCAAGAUGAAAAUGAAUUUGAAGGGAGAGAAACACAGAUCCGGAGGGCUUUCGAUGCACAAGAUCAGAGUGGGGGUGGUGGCUUCAUUAGCGUAGAAGGGUUUCAUCACGUUCUCAAGGAAACAAGUAUUAACCUUCCACCUGAGAAGCUAGAUCACCUUUGCAGCUCAGGCUUUAUUGUAUGGAGCGAGUUCUGGCAGGUGCUAUUGGAUUUAGACAAGAGUUUGGGAGGCUUAAAAGAUUCAACAGGAAUGAUGGGUAAGAAGGUUUUUGAUCUUUACCAUUUUAAUGGGAUUGCAAAAUCAGAUUUAAAUGGCGGCCAAGCAACCUCUGGAGGUGAGACUCCCAUACAAAGACCUAGGCUUACAAAAUUGAGGGUCUCGGUUCCCCCAAAGUGGACGCCUGAAGAAUUUAUGGCAGAUGUGAAAUUGCCCUCCGAUUCAAGCUCUAAAGACACUGUUGUUGAAGUGUCUAAACCCGAACCUGCCCAGCAUGCACCUUUGGUAGACUGCAUUAGAACACGCUGGGCUCGCGCCACUUGCAAUUGGAUUGGAGAUCCUCCAAGUAUAGUCUAAAAGGUUUGUAUUUGGUGAUCCUUUCUAGGUUUUCUCAAUAUGCUCUCAUUUGUUUGAGUCAUGGAGAGCAGUGCAAAAGCCAAAGUUCAGAUGAAGCUAGAAGGAGAUGGGCUGGUCUGAAUUUGAGUCAGAGCUUUGGGCAAGAGGAGAUAAUAUUUUGCUUCAUCUAUUGGUUUGACCAUUUUCUAUUGCGUCUUGUUGUAAUUGUCGCAUUCUAAUUCGAUUUUGAUAUUUGUCCAUUGCAGAGCGGAGAAGAAAGGAUUAUGUAGUUUUUAUUGCCGAUCAUCAUGUAGAAUUUAUUUAAGUUGUUGGUGUUUGGUUUGCUAUUGAAUAGGAAUUUUCUAAUAAACUAUGAAGUCCAGUUUUCAGUUCUAUCCUUGGGUCUGUAAAGCUUUGCCUUCUCCCUCCUUUCUUUGGUUUCCCUGUUUAUUAGAUAAGUUCUCUUAUUUUAAUGGUGCCCUCAACACACCUUCAACUGGUUCAUCCAGUUAAAAUUGUUGUAACAGUAAAGGUUAUCUUUUUCUUUUAUACAUUAGUUAUAUUUUGUUUCUUGCAA
Molecule: messenger RNA, 2737 nt
Organism: Camellia sinensis
Lineage: Eukaryota; Viridiplantae; Streptophyta; Magnoliopsida; Ericales; Theaceae
Product: ubiquitin interaction motif-containing protein
Biological process (GO): protein K48-linked deubiquitination
Molecular function (GO): cysteine-type deubiquitinase activity; K48-linked deubiquitinase activity
Source: RefSeq, a predicted model, not a curated record